AAGAGGCGGCAACCGGACGGCGGCGCGGGGUUGGCGCGCCCCGGAAUCCGGCCUCUGCACUUGAGAGGAGAUGAGCUCGGCCGACAAGGCCCGGGUGGGGCCCGCGGCCGACGGGCCUGCGCCGCCGGAGGAGGAGGAGGGCGAGGGGGGCGGCGAGGCGGGCGGGAAGGAGCCAGCGGCAGACGCGGCCCCCGGGCCCAGUGCCGCGUUCCGGUUCCUGGUGAGUCGGCGGGAGCCGGCCGUGAAGCUGCAGUAUGCGGUGAGCGGCUUAGAGCCGCUGGCCUGGUCCGAGGACCAUCGCGUGUCCGUGUCCACGGCCCGGAGCAUCGCUGUGCUGGAGCUCAUCUGCGACGUGCACAACCCGGGCCAGGACCUGGUUAUCCACCGCACCUCGGUGCCCGCUCCCCUCAACAGCUGCCUCCUUAAAGUUGGCUCAAAAGCAGAGGUUGCUGAGUGUAAGGAGAAAUUUGCCACCUCCAAAGACCCCACAGUCAGUCAGACUUUCAUGUUGGAUAGGGUGUUCAACCCUGAGGGGAAGGCCUUGCCACCGAUGAGAGGAUUCAAGUAUACCAGCUGGUCCCCCAUGGGUUGUGAUGCAAACGGCCGGUGCCUCUUGGCAGCACUGACCAUGGACAACCGCCUGACCAUCCAGGCGAACCUCAACAGACUGCAGUGGGUCCAGCUGGUUGAUCUGACUGAGAUUUAUGGAGAACGACUCUAUGAGACCAGUUACAGGCUCUCUAAAAGUGAGGCUCCAGAGGGGAAUCUCGGGGACUUCGCGGAGUUUCAGAGGAGGCACAGCAUGCAGACCCCAGUCCGGAUGGAGUGGUCGGGCAUCUGCACCACGCAGCAGGUCAAGCAUAACAACGAGUGCCGGGAUGUGGGCAGUGUGCUCCUGGCGGUCCUCUUCGAGAACGGUAACAUUGCUGUGUGGCAGUUCCAGCUGCCCUUUGUAGGGAAGGAGUCCAUCUCUUCAUGCAACACAAUUGAGUCAGGGAUCAACUCUCCUAGUGUUUUGUUUUGGUGGGAAUAUGAGCACAAUAAUCGGAAAAUGAGCGGCCUUAUUGUGGGGAGUGCUUUUGGACCUGUAAAAAUUCUUCCUGUCAAUCUCAAAGCAGUUAAAGGCUAUUUCACCUUAAGGCAGCCCGUUGUCUUGUGGAAAGAAAUGGACCAGUUGCCCGUGCACAGCAUUAAAUGUGUUCCACUUUACCACCCGUACCAGAAGUGUAGCUGUAGCUUAGUGGUGGCUGCAAGGGGAUCCUACGUGUUCUGGUGUCUUCUCCUGAUCUCCAAAGCAGGUCUCAACGUCCACAAUUCCCACGUCACAGGCCUUCACUCACUGCCGAUUGUCUCCAUGACUGCAGACAAGCAGAAUGGAACCGUAUAUACCUGUUCCAGCGAUGGGAAGGUGAGGCAGCUGAUCCCCAUUUUCACCGAUGUCGCAUUAAAGUUUGAACACCAGUUAAUUAAACUCUCGGAUGUGUUCGGCUCGGUGAGGACACACGGGAUAGCAGUGAGCCCCUGCGGCGCAUACCUGGCUGUCAUCACCACCGAGGGCAUGGUCAACGGCCUCCACCCCGUGAACAAGAACCACCAGGUCCAGUUUGUUACUCUUAAAACCUUUGAGGAGGCAGCUGCUCAGCUCUUGGAAUCUUCCGUUCAAAAUCUCUUCAAGCAGGUGGAUUUAAUAGACCUUGUGCGCUGGAAGAUUUUAAAGGAUAAACAUAUCCCUCAGUUUUUACAAGAAGCUUUGGAAAAAAAGAUUGAAAGCAGCGGAGCCACCUAUUUUUGGCGUUUCAAACUCUUCCUCCUGAGGAUUUUAUAUCAGUCCAUGCAGAAAACCCCUUCAGAAGCAUUAUGGAAACCCACCCACGAGGACUCCAAAAUCUCAUUGGUUGACUCCCCUGGGAUGGGCAAUGCCGAGGAAGAGCAGCAGGAGGAAGGCACGUCUUCCAAACAGGCGAACCGGCAGGGCCUGCAGGACAGGAGCAGAGAGGGCGACGCGGAGGACCCCGCCGACGACUCCCUGACCCAGGCUGGAGAGGCCGGGGGCCGCGAGCCGAUGGAAGAGAAGCUCCUGGAGAUCCAAGGGAAGAUCGAAGCUGUGGAAAUGCACUUGACCAGGGAGCACAUGAAGCGAGUCUUGGGGGAGGUGUACCUGCAUACCUGGAUCACAGAAAACACUAGCAUCCCCACUCGAGGCCUCUGCAACUUCCUGAUGUCUGACGAGGAGUGUGACGACCGAACGGCACGGGUGCUGAUUGGACACAUCUCAAAGAAGAUGAACAAACAGACUUUCCCUGAGCACUGUAGUCUGUGCAAAGAGAUCUUGCCAUUCACAGAUCGCAAACAGGCAGUCUGCUCCAAUGGCCACAUUUGGCUCCGGUGCUUUUUAACCUACCAGUCCUGCCAGAGCUUGAUAUACAGAAGGUGUUUGCUCCAUGACAGCAUUGCCCGCCAUCCGGCUCCGGACGAUCCUGACUGGAUUAAGAGGCUCCUGCAGAGCCCCUGCCCUUUCUGCGAUUCUCCGGUCUUCUGAGCGGCGGCGGCGGGAGCGGGGCCCGGCGCGCUCCGUUGCGGAAAACCGCCUCGGGCUGAGGACGUGGGAUGUGCUGGCUGAGCCCGGCCUGCGCCUGGGCCGGCCCCCUCGGGAGCAGAGACGGGGCCCUGGGAACUCCUUUCUGAAGUACCGUCUCGUCUCCAGGGACUACGGGGUAUCUCCGAAACGACCCAACGCAGAGAUUGUAAGUCAUUGUGAGCGGAGCGCCAGGCCCCCUCCUCCCCCGGUGAGGAACACUUAUUUUUCAAGUGUUUUGACUGAAGCAACUUGAACAGAAAGAAUGCCCUGUCAUUUCUGGGAACAGAAUGAGCUCUUCUGGAGAGUUGGGGUAAGGGCCUUGCUGGACCGAGUUGGGCUUUCAUGCCUGCCUUGGACUGGAACCGCCCCGCGGCUCCGCAGAGCGUGGGUCACUGGCCCGGGCGGCCGGGCGCCAGCAGACACGGCGCGUGUCCGAAACGGCGCUCGACCCCGAUCCUUUGUUCCCACAGACAGCCACAGAUCUGUGUCCCACGGAUUCUCGUCUCUGCUGCGUCCUGAAAACGCGUUCAUAAAACGGUAUUUUUAAGAGGUCGUCGAGGCCAAGACUAAAGUUGGUUUUAAUGUGUCAAAAGAUCAGGUGAUUCCUGUAAGUAAAUAAUGGUGACUUAUUUUUGAUGAGCUCGCACAUGAUUAGAUCUCCAGUCCUGCCUCCUUGCCCUGUCAGGGAGGUCGGGGAUUCCUCUCCACCCGUGUCACCUUCCUGCGCCUCUCGUAGCCCAGAUGAGAUAUUUGUACACAGAAGAAAAAGAAUAUUUUCUCCUCUAAACUUCUAGUGUUUUUAAUGUUGACAUGUCCAGACAUUUCAGUUGUAUCCACUCGAGGAACCUGCAGGCCAUCUAGAGACUCAGAAAACGCGCCGAGAGCGACGGGCAGCCCCGGCCUGCGGUGCUCCUGCUCCGGUGCCGCCGGCAGCUCCGCGGAGGAGAGCCCAGGAAUUUCUUCCCCGCACGGGUCCCUGAUACUUAGAACGUAGCUCUUUUCCCGUGGGCUGUUCAGAGGAGACGUUAGAGAUUAAUUGGUCUUAAAAUCUAAAAUUAAAAAUGGACAUUCGGGAAUUACAGUGUUCUUGGAUUGCGAAAAUAGCGUCCUAGAGCUCGGUGCUAAGCAACAGGACUGUGCUGCCCACAUGUGGAAACCGUACGUCCUUCUGGGAAGUAGGAAGGAGUACAAAAGGGGAGAUUCUCACUCCGCUUACAUGCUGGCUAUUUCGCCUUUAUUCUAACACUUACUCCUGCCUCUGUCGUGAUCCUCAGUGAAGGACUUCUCGUCCUUGCUUUAGAAAACUUGCUCUGUGGACAAGACACACAACCACAGACCGCUGUGGGUCCCCCUCCCCCGCUCCUCCCCCUCCUCCCCGCCACAGGCACCGGCCCCCAGAGCCCUUCAGAGGCGCCUCCGAGCGGCCUGCCCUGGAAUGGCUUCUGUGUCCUGUUCAGAUUGUGUCUUGUCUCCUGUGUUUCAUUCUGUCUUUGCUGGAGUCUUCUGCUUCGCUUUCUCUUCUCAGUCAUUUCAAGAAUAGUGUUGAUCCGGAUACGGGGGCCCGCACAUUGAAUUGGUUUUCCAGAAAGAGAAGCAGGCGGCACGGGGAUGGCGAGCUGCACAGCUCAGACGUCACGUGGCCCGUCGCUGUCUCACGUCCCGGGGACCAGGCGGUAAACGUGGAGAUCAUGUCAAGGAAGUUUUUCAUAAUCAUGGCUGCUUAGUUUCACUUACUCUUUGUUCCUUAUCAGGGUCAGUGUUUGAGUUGUUCUUACGGGGAAUUUUGUGCCGCUGCCAUUUAAAACUUACAUUAAGUUUUUAUUUAAAGCAGUUGUACGUUUUGGGGGAGAUGGACCUCUUGGGAGUUAACUAAAAGGAUCUCCUGAAUUAUUAUGUAUUUUCUGUAGGAAUAAACAUGGCAACUGUUUUACUAGAACGUGA
Neogale vison (American mink) is the source of this 4519-nucleotide messenger RNA. It is a transcript of the gene GTF3C4, whose product is annotated as general transcription factor IIIC subunit 4. Gene Ontology annotation, molecular function: histone acetyltransferase activity; protein binding. Gene Ontology annotation, biological process: transcription initiation at RNA polymerase III promoter. The transcript is spliced from 5 exons. The record is from RefSeq and is a predicted model, not a curated record. The coding region runs from base 71 to 2539 and encodes 822 amino acids. Lineage: Eukaryota; Metazoa; Chordata; Mammalia; Carnivora; Mustelidae. Gene Ontology annotation, cellular component: transcription factor TFIIIC complex.